Messenger RNA from Brachypodium distachyon (stiff brome), 2037 nucleotides. RefSeq names its product cyclin-D4-2. The record is from RefSeq and is a predicted model, not a curated record. Lineage: Eukaryota; Viridiplantae; Streptophyta; Magnoliopsida; Poales; Poaceae. The transcript has 6 exons. Gene Ontology annotation, cellular component: nucleus; cytoplasm; cyclin-dependent protein kinase holoenzyme complex. Bases 333 to 1394 code for a protein of 353 amino acids. Gene Ontology annotation, molecular function: cyclin-dependent protein serine/threonine kinase regulator activity. Gene Ontology annotation, biological process: mitotic cell cycle phase transition; regulation of cyclin-dependent protein serine/threonine kinase activity.
UGUCCCCGCGGCGACCAUCCUCCAUUCCCGCUCCGGCCGUCUCAAUUCCUUCGUACCGCCGCGUGCGCUUUCCCGAAAUACUCCGCCCUCCCCCAAUACAAAGCGCACAGGCACGGACACAGGGGGGCUGCCACUGCACCGCACACAGCGCAACCGCAAAGAGAGCGCCCCCCAUCCUUCCUUCCUUCUUUCCCCCCUUUGUUUCUCCUUGACUCGCCACUAGGACGGACGGACUAGCCCUCUGCGCUCUGCUCUGCUCCCCGCCGCCCCGGCCGGACACGCGCAGCAGUCGUCGCCACCCAAGAACGCAGAGCAGAAGCAGGGGGGGAUUAAUGGCUCCGAGCUGCUACGACGUGGCCGCGUCCAUGCUCCUCUGCGCCGAGGACAACGUCAGCAUCAUGGACUUUGAUGAGGCCGAGGUGGAAGAGGAGCCGAUAGCGGCGGCGGCUGAUUUCGGGGCGGAUUUGUUCCCGCCGCAGUCGGAGGAAUGCGUGGCGGGCUUGGUGGAGAGGGAGAGCGAGCACAUGCCGCGGCCGGACUAUGGCGAAAGGCUGCUUCUCGCUGCCGCCGCCGGCUGCGGCGGCGGCGUAGAUCUCCGCGUCCGGAGCGAGGCCGUCGAUUGGAUUUGGAAGGUUUACACAUACUACAGUUUUGGACCCCUCACUGCCUAUCUGGCUGUGAACUACCUGGACCGUUUCCUGUCACGGUACGAGCUGCCGGAAGACAAGGCUUGGAUGGCGCAGUUGCUCUCGGUGGCGUGCCUGUCUCUGGCUGCCAAGAUGGAGGAGACUUACGUCCCACGAUCUCUGGACCUUCAGAUCGGCGAAGAACAGUACGCGUUCGAGGCGAAGACGAUCCAGAGAAUGGAGCUUAUCGUUCUCAGCACCCUCAAUUGGAGGAUGCAGGCCGUGACCCCUUUCUCCUACAUCGACUACUUCCUAGGCAAGCUCAACGGCGGCAAUGAGUCGCCACAAUGCUGGCUCUUCCGAUCAGCGGAGCUCAUCUUGUGCGCAGCAAAAGGAACUGGAUGCCUGGGGUUUAGACCCUCGGAGAUCGCCGCCGCGGUUGCGGCCGCCAUAGUUGGAGCCGUCGACGGCGCAGCCAUUGCAAAGGCUUGCACCCAUGUAGAUAAGGAAAGGGUGCUGCAAUGCCAGGAGCAGCUGCUGCACCGUCAGCCAGCCAUGGCCGUGUCCUCCAUUGACGACACUGUGCCACCUACGACAUCUGCAAGCAGCAGCUCCACUGCGCCACGGAGCCCUGUAGGGGUGCUGGACGCUAGCUGCCUCAGCUACAAAAGCGAUGAUACGGCUACUAUAGCCGCACAUGGAAGCCGCUGCUGCUCCCGCCAUGAUAGCUCGCCGGUCACCAGCAAGAGGAGGAAGAUUAGCAGCUGACUGACCGGUCAAAGUGCCCAAUGAUAGGCCACUCCGGCCCUCAGCUGUACCACACCACUCGUCCCACUCUCUCAACAAAGGGUGAUAAAAAAAAGUCUGGUGUUCUCGAUUGCAACGACUGUGUAAAGGGGGAACCAAAAAGGAAGGAAUUUUGACAUGGCAAGAAGUGGGAGAGCAAUCCAAGAAGUUGAUGAAUAAAGAGGUGAGGUUAAGGUACUGAGGUUGACAACACCUAAUCCCUGAGCUUUUCUGCGUGGGAACCCAGCAGCUCUGGUGUGCCCCAAAAGAGCAAAACAAAGCAAAGCUUUGUGAGACACAAAGCUAAAUGUGAUUGGAUGAUCAAGCUAGGUAAAGCAGUUGCUGAUGGGACAUGAGUAGGCAAGAAGUGCAUGAACUAGGCACUGACCUGCAGUAGUUGUAUUUCUUUUCUUUCUUUUUUUCUUUCUUCAUUAGAUUUGUUUAUUUAAGAGAGUUGGGGGAGGAACAAUCAUUUUAUGAUCAAGAAUGAUCAUCCAAGUGAAUAAGAUAACAUGGAACGAGAAAAAUGAAAAAAAAGGGGCAAAACCCAGAAAACGAGGGAGAAGGGUUUCCUGAAUCUGUAAUCAACAGUGUUUGUUUUAUCAUUUGUUUUUCGUUCUUUGUA